Molecule: messenger RNA, 2429 nt
Organism: Canis lupus familiaris (dog)
Lineage: Eukaryota; Metazoa; Chordata; Mammalia; Carnivora; Canidae
Gene: PADI3
Product: peptidyl arginine deiminase 3
Exons: 16
Coding region: 41-2035 (664 amino acids)
Cellular component (GO): cytoplasm
Molecular function (GO): calcium ion binding; protein-arginine deiminase activity
Source: RefSeq, a predicted model, not a curated record
AGCGCUGGGGUUGGCGGCCCAAGCCCCGACCGAGGCCAGCAUGUCCCCGCAGAGGAUCGUGCGUGUGUCCCUGGAGCAUCCCACCAGCGCCGUGUGUGUGGCUGGCGUGGAGACCCUCGUGGACAUUUACGGGUCGGUACCUGAGGGCACGGAGAUGUUCGAGGUGUAUGGGACCCCCGGUGUGGACGUCUACAUCUCUCCUAGUAUGGAGAGGGGCCGGGAGCGUGCGGACACCAGACGGUGGCACUUUGAUAACGGGUUGGAGAUCAUCGUGGUCAUGAACUCUCCCAGCAACGACCUCAAUGACAGUCAUGUUCAGAUUUCCUACCACUCCAGCCAUGAGCCCCUGCCCCUGGCCUACGCAGUGCUCUACCUCACCUGUGUUGACAUCGCUCUGGAUUGUGACCUGAACUGCGAGGGCAGGCAGGACAGGAGCUAUGUGGACAAGCGGCAGUGGGUCUGGGGCCCCGGAGGGUAUGGAGCCGUCCUGCUGGUGAACUGUGACAGGGAUGAUGUGACCUGUUAUGACCAGGACAACUGUGACCGGCACGUGAACUGCCUGCAAGACCUGGAAGACAUGUCCGUCAUGGUCCUGAGGACGCAAGGCCCUGCCGCCCUCUUCGACGACCACAAACUUAUCCUCCACACUUCGAGCUAUGACGCCAAGUGGGCACGGGUCUUCCACGCCUGUGGUCCCGAAGACUCGUGUGAGGCCUACCGGCACGUGCUGGGCCAGAACAAGGUGUCGUACGAGGUGCCCCGCUUCCACGGGGACGAGGAGCGCUUCUUCGUGGAGGGCCUCUCGUUCCCCGACGCCCGCUUCACGGGGCUCGUGUCCUUCCACGUCACUCUGCUGGACGACUCCAACGAGGAUUUCUCCGAGUCCCCGAUCUUCACCGACACCGUGGUGUUCCGCGUGGCGCCCUGGAUUAUGACGCCCAGCACCCUGCCGCCCCUGGAGGUGUACGUGUGCCGGGUGCGGAACAACACGUGCUUUGUGGACGCGGUGGCGGAGCUGGCCAGGAAGGCUGGCUGUAAGCUGACCGUCUGCCCACAGAAGGAGAACCGCAAUGACCGCUGGAUCCAGGACGAGAUGGAGCUGGGCUAUGUCCAGGCGCCACACAAGACUUUCCCGGUGGUCUUUGACUCCCCCAGGAACGGGGAACUGCAAGAUUUCCCUUACAAAAGAAUCCUGGGCCCAGAUUUCGGCUAUGUGACUCGGGAACCGCAGGACAGCUCUGUGAGUGGCCUGGACUCCUUCGGGAAUCUGGAGGUCAGCCCCCCAGUGGUGGCCGAUGGGAAAGAGUACCCCCUGGGGAGGAUCCUCAUCGGCGGCAACCUGCCUGGGUCCAGCGGCCGCCGGGUCACCCAGGUGGUGCGGGACUUCCUCUAUGCGCAGAGGGUACAGCCCCCAGUGGAGCUCUUUGUGGACUGGUUGGCCGUGGGCCACGUGGAUGAGUUUCUGAGCUUCGUCCCUGCGCCCGACGGGAAGGGCUUCCGGAUGCUCCUGGCCAGUCCCAGCGCCUGCUUCAAGCUCUUCCAGGAAAAGCAGAAGUGGGGCCACGGCAGGGCCCUCCUGUUCAAAGGGGUUGUUGGGGAUAAGCCAGUCCACACCGUUUCCAUCAACCAGGUCCUCUCCAAUGUAGACCUCAUCAGCUACAAUAAGUUUGUGCAGAGCUGCAUCGACUGGAACCGGGAGGUGCUGAAGCGGGAGCUGGGCCUGACGGAGCGGGACAUCGUGGACAUCCCCCAGCUCUUCAAGACCGAGAGGAAAAAGGCGGUGGCCUUCUUCCCUGACUUGGUGAACAUGCUGGUGCUGGGGAAGCACCUGGGCAUCCCCAAGCCCUUCGGGCCCAUCAUCAACGGCCAGUGCUGCCUGGAGGAGAAGGUGCGGUCCCUGCUGGAGCCGCUGGGCCUGCACUGCACCUUCAUCGACGACUUCACCCCGUACCACAUGCUGCACGGGGAGGUCCACUGUGGCACCAACGUGCGCCGGCAGCCCUUCUCCUUCAAGUGGUGGAACAUGGUGCCCUGAGCCUGCCUCACCCGCCCCCAUGAUGCUCUCCCCACCGGGAGGACAUCUGCCGGCCUUGAACAAUAAGCAUCAAGAGACCCCCAAGGUUCCAGAUAGCACGCUGGGGGGGGGGGGGACUGUCUCUCUCAGAAGCCUUUUCCCUAGAAGUGUUCACACAUCACUUGCAACCGAUUUGGUUCUCGAACUUGAUUCCUGUUGGCCCUCCCAAGAAGAAAGACCUCACUUCUUGCGGCCUCUCCUGAGGAUCAACAUGACUAAUGGGGACUCCUCCAAACCUCCCCCUUCUCGUCCCCAAAUCCUCCGUGUGGGAUCUUAUUUACUUUGGGAUCUAAAAACAUUCAUGCAUCUCAUCUGCCAUCUUGACCUGUGCGUCCUAAUUGAGGAAGGACCUACA